Messenger RNA from Pipistrellus nathusii (Nathusius's pipistrelle), 351 nucleotides. The record is from the annotation of a GenBank genome assembly. NCBI's taxonomy places the organism in Eukaryota, Metazoa, Chordata, Mammalia, Chiroptera, Vespertilionidae.
AUGGCACCCCUGCUCGCCCUGUUCCUGGUGGCCCUGGCGGGCCUGCCUGUGGCCCGGGCCCUGGACUGCCACGUGUGUGCCUACAACGGCGAGAACUGCUUCAACCCCAUGCGCUGCCCAUCCAUGGUCACCUACUGCAUGACCACGCGCACCUACUACACCCCCACCAGGAUGAAGGUGAGCAAGUCCUGCGUGCCCAGCUGCUUCGAGACCGUGUACGACGGCUACUCCAAGCACGCCUCCACCACGGUCUGCUGCCAGUAUGACCUCUGCAACGGGGCCGGCCUGGCCUCUGCCGGGGGCCCCGCCCUCGUCCCCCUGCUCCUGGCCACCCUCUGGGGCCUGCUCUGA